AAACGCAAACGGCAAGCGUGCAUAUCGUUAUUCUUUAACCAAAUUCUAUUUUAUUUAGCACAAGAAACUCAUUUAAAGGAUCAAUUUAAUUUAAAUAUUUCGUGUCAAUAAGUUUAAAAAAUGGCCACAACGACGAAACCCCGUUCUGAAAUGACCCUGGAAGAAUUAUCAAAGAUAGAAGAAGAAGAAUUCAGUACAGGGCCUUUGUCUGUUCUUACACAGUCCGUUAAAAACAACACUCAAGUACUUAUUAAUUGUCGUAACAACAAGAAAUUGUUAGGGCGCGUCAAAGCGUUUGACCGGCAUUGCAAUAUGGUCCUUGAAAACGUUAAGGAAAUGUGGACCGAAGUCCCUAGGACUGGCAAAGGCAAGAAGGGUAAAGCAGUAAAUAAGGAUAGAUUCAUCUCUAAAAUGUUUCUACGUGGAGAUUCUGUGAUUCUAGUUUUGAGAAAUCCUCUUGCUACAGCCGCGGGAAAGUAAUUUCUGAUUGAAUGGUUACUUAUAUUAAAUUGGGUAAUUGGAUAUGAGCAGUUGAUAUAGAGGAAAGUUAAACAUUGCCUCUAAAUAACUCGCACACAAUCCAUAUACUGUUGUACAUAGAAGAAAGAUACAUGUAUCCUGAUUGUGUGGUAGUGUAAUUAAUCCUUAAGUGUAUGAAUGAUUGUUUUUCAGUAUGUAACCCUUUCUUCUGUGUGUGACCUUCAUCAGUAGCUUUAUGUUUGUAAUAAGUUAUAUUUUGUGUUUUGUUCAGAUUUUGAUACCAAUAAAUAAAACAGCACAUAUCUUCUA
This is a messenger RNA of Pieris brassicae (large cabbage white), 789 nucleotides long. RefSeq names its product probable small nuclear ribonucleoprotein Sm D2 (gene SmD2). Gene Ontology annotation, molecular function: RNA binding. Gene Ontology annotation, cellular component: U2 snRNP; catalytic step 2 spliceosome; U1 snRNP. The record is from RefSeq and is a predicted model, not a curated record. Gene Ontology annotation, biological process: RNA splicing; spliceosomal snRNP assembly. The coding region runs from base 121 to 480 and encodes 119 amino acids. The transcript is spliced from 3 exons. Lineage: Eukaryota; Metazoa; Arthropoda; Insecta; Lepidoptera; Pieridae.